AUGAUGAAAAGAUUAAUAAGGCUUCAGAUAACUAGAGGAAUGCACACCCUUGGUUCCAAAUCACCAGACAAAUUAAAAAAAAUAAAAACAUAUAUUAACAAUUACGAGAAUAGUGAAAAUGAAUUAAUAAGGAAAAAAGAUUAUUUGUCAUUGCUAAGAAAUAUUUAUUAUUCAAUUCCGUCUAGAAUGAAUGAAAGAGAAGAAUGGGAUAAUUUUUUAAAUAAACUUAAAAUCGAAAAAUGUUAUCUACGACUAAAAUCAAUUAUUAAGAAAAAUAGUAUAUCCUAUGAUUCUUUGAUAUGCAGACAAAUAAUAUUCCUAUACUACAUCGGGUUUGAUACUGAAGUGAAAAUAUUACUUGACAAAAUAAAUAGCAAACUAAUAAAAUGUAAUGAAAACAAUUUUAAAGAAUGUGAUAAAAUUAUAAAUGAAGAUAUAAAUGAUGUUAUUAAAAUGUUAUAUGUAUUAUAUAACUAUCAAAAGAAUUCAGAAAAUUAUAAGCCUAUGUUUUUGUUAUUUGACAAGUAUAUAUAUUAUAGUAAAAAAUACCCUAUUAAUAAUAUUAAGUAUUUAUUUUAUUUUCAUUUAUUUUAUUUAAAUAUGAACAAUUCAUUAAAUAAAGUUAACAAGUGUAUAGAGAUAUAUAGACAUUUAUUUGGAACCGAGCAACUAAUGCUUUUAACUAGGUAUAUUAAUAUUUACUUAAAACAAUUAUACCUUUAUAAUAUUAUUAAACAUAAAGAUGAUAUGGACAAGCAAAAUAAUGUACUUAUAAUGGAUAAAAAAAAAUCGUCUUUUUUUAUAAAUAAUAAUAUAAAAAAUAAAUAUGAAAAAAACUACAAUCCCAUUUUUCUAAAUAAUAUGCCAAACAAAAUAGAAAACGAAAUAAAUAUGUUUAUUAAUAAUAUAUUUAGGAUAAAUAAAAAUGAAAAAGAAUAUUUUGUAUUUACUAGUUUUGAAGAUAUAGAGAUAAUCAACAACGAGGUUAGUACUAGCCUUAUUGAGAAUGAUAAGGAAACUAGCUCUUGUUCAGAAAAUAAAGAAAAUGUGCAGGUAAAUGACUCAUCUUUUUUGAAAAAUAAAACUAUAGAUGCAAAAAUGGAAGAAGUAACAAACACUUGUGAUGAUGCACCAGUUUUCGAAGAUCUACCAGAGCGCGAAGGUAAAAAUGUAGAAGGCAUUUAUAACAAUGAGAAUGUAAGUAAAAAAUAUAUAGACAAUAGAGAGAUUGAAAAAAAGAAAAAAAUAAUAAGCGUGUCGAAAAAUGAAUUAAGAAUAUAUAGUAAUAUCCAUAAUUUGUGUGUAAAAGAAAUAUUUAAAAAUGUUUUAUUAAAUAAAGAAAGCAUAAAUGCAGAUAUAAUUUUUAAUAGCUUUAUAAGUAAUUUAUUUAAGGAUAAAUAUAUAUAUUUAUUGAUGGAUGAAUUAAAAAAUAAAAUAACAUAUAUAGACGAAGAAAAUUAUUUAGCAUAUUUAAAACAAGUUAAAUUAUUAAAACUUUAUGACAACCCAUUAUUUGUUACAAUAUCAAAUAUAUUUUUUAAAAAAUAUUUAUAUGAAAAAAAAUAUAUAAAUAAUUUACACUUUGCUGAUAAAAUAACAUAUUAUACUGAUUUAUUUUGUCAUAAUUAUUUUUUACAAAAAUAUAUAUUAAAUAUAUAUAAAUUAAAUUUCAACACAUUUAAUACUAAGAUUUUAAAAAAAAUAUUAGCAAAAUUAUUUUUUUAUUUAUAUCAAAAUAAAUCUUUAAUUAAUGGAUUUGAUCAGCUUAUAAAAACUAUAAUAAUUAAAAUAAUUAACACUGGAUCUAUAAAUGAUAUAAUUAUGGUUUUAUUUACUUUAAGACAAUAUAAUUUUUGUAAAUCUAAUAAUGCAAAAUUAGAAAACAGAGAUAUACAACUAAAUAGUCAUGACUAUGAUGUUAUAUUAACAUCUCUUUUCGAUUUUAAAAAAGAUGAAACUCAAAUUGAUAGUAAUAAUAAUAAGCCAUCAUAUUUGAAAAAUAGACAACUAAUUUAUCAUAUAAUUAAAGAAGAUGUUUUUAACUUUUUACAUUUUCAAAAUUUAGAAAAUAAUAAAAUGGCUAGUUUAGACAGUCAAACAAAUCAUGAACCUUCAAAAACUAAUCAUGAUAAUUUUCAAUUUUUGGAAAAUCAAAAAAAUAAUUUUUCAAAAAAUAUAGAUAACUUAUUUAAUAUGUUUCAUUUAGAGAGGUCUCAAUUAAAUUUGUUUAAGAAUAAUUAUUUAAAAAUUUUUGAAUAUUUAAGUUAUAGAACAAUUAUAGAAAAACAUGAAAUAAAUAAAAUGAAUUAUUCUGAUAAAUAUUAUGAUAUAAAUAUUAUUAUUAUGAUUGUUAAACAAUUAACAAAAUUAUUUUAUGUAUUUUUAAAUAAUGUUUUUGAUGCUAUACAAAAAGGUGACACCAAUUUACAAAUAUUCGAAUGUGUAAACAAUUUUUUUAAUGACAAUCCAUAUUAUUACAAUUUAUCUGAUAAAAAAAAUAUGAGCAACAUGCUCUAUAAUAAUACAGUCACAAACACCGAGUAUAACGAUAAAAUGAAAAAUAAGUUUUCAAAUUUUUUUAACCUAAAUAAGAUUGAAAAUGUAGAUACUGAAGAAUGGGGAAAGGAAACAGAAAUAAAUGGAAGCUACAAUAAUUCGGAAGAAUAUAAUGCACAUUAUAUAAAUUUAUUUAUUGUAAAAAAAGAAAUUGAUCCAAUAAUAUUAAAACAAUAUCAGGAAAAAUAUAUGAUUGAAUAUAAUAUGAUAAAAAAUUUUACGGAAUUAUUACUUAUAAUUAUUCUUGAUAAUUUUGUAUACUUUGAAAUAAAAAAAUAUUAUUUUAUAAAUUUUUUUUUUCUAAUAUUUCAAAAUAAAUUUAUUUCAAUGUCUAUAUAUCAUUACCUUUCUUUUUAUCGUAUUUUUAAAAACCUAUUUUAUAAUCAAAUAAAUCAAAGAGAAAGACGAGAAUAUAUUUUUUCUGAAACAUAUUUUAAUAAGAACAAAAACCAUAUAAUAAAUACGUCUAUUACUCAAAUUAAAGCUUUACUACUGGACCAAAUAAAUCAUAAUAUUAUGACUAGUCAGGAUGGGAAUCACAAUAUAGAUCUUUCAAAUUCUGUAGAAGUAAAAUGCCACAAAAAUAGUUUAAACAAAUAUACCAAUAAUCCAGAUUGUUUUGGAAGCCCAAGCCAAUUGCUCAAUAUUAAAAAUGUUUUAAACAUAAUUCUCUACUCAUUUAAUAGUGAAGAUAUAGUAGACAUAUUUAAAAGUUGUUUUUUAUCUUCCUUUAACAAUUAUUUUAAAGAUAAUAAAAAAAAUAUUUUCAUUAAAUUUGUGACCGAUAAAAAUGAUAUUCAAAUGGCUACCUUGAACAAAGAAGAUGAUACAGCCAUUGUCAACUGUAACGAUUUUUUUACCAUUCGAAAAUGUUUUCACAUGAAUGAUAAUAAUAAAAUCGACAAUAUUGUACAGAAUGAAAAAUGUAAUAAUACUGAAAUUUCCAAUUACCCAUAUAAUAAAUAUAAUAAUAUUAUAGAAAUAUUUGAAUUUUACUAUAUUAAUAUGAUAUAUGAAAAAUAUAUAAAUACACACAGUUUUUAUAAUAAGGAGGAUUAUAAUUGUUACCUGAAUUUUUUAACAACAAAAAAAUCUUUUGAACCGCAUGAGAUUGUCAAUUUAUGUACAAUGGUGAGACGAAAAAGUGACAGAGAAGUUGAGACAGUCUCAAUUGAUAAUAGUAGUGAAAGACAAAAGAUAGAAAUAAUUAUUGACAAUAUUAAGAACUCAUUUAGCACAUAUAAUAAUUUAGAAUUUUUUAUCAGCUAUUUUUUUUUCCUUAUGAUAUUCUCUAAAAAAGAUUACUUGAAUGAUAUUUAUAAAAUUCUUAAUGAAAUAAAUAAAAUUAUUUUAUUUAAUAAUAAUGUAGAUCCAUUUUGGUAUCUUUUAUUACUUCAGAUUAUUUAUGUUUUUAAAAUUAAGAAUUUGUACAUACUUGAUUUAAUUAUAUCAAAAUAUAAAAAUGUUUCCCAUUUUUAUAGUUACCUAAUAAGUAGUAUUAAAAAAAAAAAUGAUCAAAUGGAAAAUAAUAAUCAUAUAGCUGUUUCAAGUAAUAAUACUAUUAAAUAUAAUAUUAUUGAAUAUUUAAAAAAAAAUAAUAUUGAAUUUUUAACAAAUAUACCAUUAAAAGACAGCCCAUUUAUAUUUGAUAUUUACAUUCCCUCUAAAAAUAUAUUAUUUAUAAAUAAUGAAAAAUGUUUAUUCUGUGAUAUUUUUAUCCAAAAUUUACAAGAAAAUUUGUUUGAUCAAAUUAACUCCAAAAUUAUGACCAUUGAUCAAAAUAGCUACAAAUGGCUAGCUAGUAUUUCAUAA
Molecule: messenger RNA, 4368 nt
Organism: Plasmodium vinckei vinckei
Lineage: Eukaryota; Apicomplexa; Aconoidasida; Haemosporida; Plasmodiidae
Product: conserved Plasmodium protein, unknown function
Exons: 3
Coding region: 1-4368 (1455 amino acids)
Source: RefSeq, a predicted model, not a curated record